CAUCAUAAAGACCUCCCUAGAAUACUUUUCCUCCUACACCUACUUCAAUUGUUCCCAGAAGUCUGGUAACAGAGUCAGAAAACUUUCUAACUAAACACCGAUAAGACUUCAUACAACUCACAAUACUCUCUAUAUUGUGAUCAUCACAACAGCCAAGGCUACCUAACGGAAGACAGUGAUUGAGCUCACAACUGGCUGCCAGCUUUUACCUUCCUCUUCACCAUUUAAAACUUCAGACUUCCUGCUUUCCUUGCAUCAUGGAGAAAGUCCAAUACCUCACUCGCUCUGCUAUAAGAAGAGCUUCAACCAUUGAAAUGCCUCAACAAGCACGUCAAAAUCUCCAGAACCUAUUUAUAAAUUUCUGUCUCAUUUUAAUAUGUCUCUUGUUGAUCUGCAUCAUUGUGAUGCUUCUCUGAAGUUCUGCUGCAAUCCCCAGUGAUGCAACUUGUCACCAACAGCAUAAAAUCUGUCAUCCCAUGAAGAACGGGAAAUAACUACAUACCAGACCACUUCCUAAGUAGAAGAAUUUCUUUGUGAAAAGGUCAAGAUUCAGAACAAAACAAUUAUUAGCAAAUGUAUUCAUCUGUGGGAUCUUGUAAACAUGAAAGGAGCUUUAUUUUCAAAAAUUAACUUCAAAAUGACUAUAAGUGUGUAUAAUGUAACUAUCAAAUUCCUUUACAGAGCUUGUAAGUUUCUAUCCCAAAUUUCUUCUGAGGAUGAACUAGAAGUUUAGUUUUGAAACUGCACUGUUAACCCGUUCACUUCACCUAUAAAGCAUUAGCUUCACUUUUUGGGGUAAAUGUAUAUUGUACUGCAAAAGCCUCUCCGAUGUUUAAGUAUUUUUCAGGUUUUCACCAAGUUUGUACCAAACUAAUCACUCAAAUGAAGUGUCAUCAUUUGAAAUAGCCUAUGGAUUCCUCACAUCAUUUACUUUUGUUAUUAUCAUUCAGAAGUCUUUGUAGUAACUCUCAAAACCUACAUUUUAAAACAGAAAUUGUAUUCUUUCUCUACACUACACUAACAUUUUUAAGCUUUAUGAAAAACAAAUAUGAAAAGGCAAGGCCAUACGCUUACAUAAAUAAAAUUUCUCUUAUUUUUUUCAAAGAAUUACAGAAUUCUAGUAUACGUAGGCUAACAAUAACUCUAUCCUCUCUAGUACAUUAUGAUCGUCAGAUGAGAACUACUGGUUAAUUUAACAACUGAUAGUAUAAUUAGCCAUAAUUAUUAAUACACUACUAGAAUUUAACCUUAAUUUAAGGCACUAUAGUUGAUCAUCUGAGUAUAUAACUUACUACACUAUGUCUUUUGAAUCAUGAAAGCUUAACACUUUAGAAUGAUUUUAUAGAUUGUCUUCUAUUCUAACCUCAUACUCAAUGUAGGCAAGGAAAAUAAUUUUUAAAAGAAUAAAAGAAAUAUAUAUUAUUUAAAGCAUUUAAAAAAUAAAAAUUUGGGUUCCCCCAAAUUAAUUAUUUGAUCACAUUUUGACACAAACUUCUUGUCCUACCGUUUAUUAAGAGGAUAUAGCUAUUUUCCUUAAUCUAUCAACCAGAUGGUCAAUACCUACCUACUUGGCAGGCCAUUCUACCAUGCUAAGUUAUAAAUCCAGCAAUGCUAAUCUACAAUUAUUUUCUUGCUGAAUACAUUUUCAAUUUCCCCUGUGAUCAUUUAAAAAUACCUUCCAACUCAUAAUGGAAGUUAAAAAAAAAAAGUGGUGUUGGAAAAUACAUUCACCAAAAUGUCAUGAUUUAAGUAAUCUGACUCAGUUUAAAAUCAGGCCUAAAGUAAUUUAUACCUAUACUGCAUAAUCCAAUAAUUUUAGCUUCAAUUCAAGACAUAUUACUAAUAUAGCAAUUACUAAAAGAGUAGAAAACACAUAAUUUACUGACUUGCCAAAAUGAGGUUACUAAAAGAAUUUGAAAAGUCAGUAUACCAACUCUGGUUUGUAGUACAAGUGCUACUAACAGUGUGGUCUAGGAGACACUGCUUUUUUUCUGGGCAUCUGAGAGGUACUGGAGAUGGGGAGGGAGACAGUUUUGGUUCACUGAUAUCUGAGAAAAGAGGAAAAAGGGAUCUCAUACUGACAGGGAGAUUUCUUCAGCAAAGCCUCAUCUAUGGUCUGGAAAUCCCUAACAUCAAUUAAAAAGCUUAUAAAUAACAAGCAAUACAUUUACCUCACUGGUGUCAGUAAUAACUUAUGAAAAAAGUAACCAAGUUCUAUUAUUAGCUGCACUGAUCUUAAAAAUAAGUGGAAAAUUCGAAAUGCCAAAUUUUAUGCCUUCCAUUAUAUUGUUCUCUCUAACAUCAACAUCAAACUAUAAAAUGUGAAGUCAUGGGGUUUUUCCUAAGUAAAACAGAAGUAAGUUUUUUGUUUUCAUUCUGCCCUUAACAGAAAUUAAAAUCUUUUUCUUGAAAAUUACAGAAUACUGUAACUCAGACUAUAAUAUAGAACAAAAAGCUAUUCUUUAAAUGGAACUUAUUUAUUCUGUUUAUCAUGAUAUGUAAAGAGUAAGAAAUAAUAAAACAAUGUAUUUAAAAUUUUUUAAAUAUCAAAUGUUCUUUCUCCUGUAGAAUAAAUUCUACUCUUAAUUUACAGGGUACUAAAAAUGAACCAAUUUUUCAAUGUUUAAUGUUCCUUUUAUACUUUAGCUGGUUCAAAAUGUUUGUUUAAUGUAAACCACCUACAAUAAAAAGAACUGUUUUGAACUCGG
Molecule: messenger RNA, 2708 nt
Organism: Felis catus (domestic cat)
Lineage: Eukaryota; Metazoa; Chordata; Mammalia; Carnivora; Felidae
Gene: PLN
Product: phospholamban
Exons: 2
Coding region: 258-416 (52 amino acids)
Biological process (GO): negative regulation of heart rate; negative regulation of calcium ion import into sarcoplasmic reticulum; negative regulation of ATPase-coupled calcium transmembrane transporter activity
Cellular component (GO): membrane; sarcoplasmic reticulum
Molecular function (GO): ATPase inhibitor activity
Source: RefSeq, a predicted model, not a curated record